AUGCCUGAGGUGGCGGGAGAGUUUUCGGAGGCUCUACACAGGGCUCUACACAAGGCUCUACACAGGGCUCUACACAAGGCUCUACACAAGGCUCUACACAGGGCUCUACACAGGGCUCUACACAGGGCUAUACACAAGGCUCUACACAAGGCUCUACACAGGGCUCUACACAAGGCUCUACACAAGGCUCUACACAGGGCUCCACACAAGGCCCUACACAAGGCUCUACACAAGGCUCUACACAAGGCUCUACACAAGGCUCUACACAGGGCUCCACACAAGGCCCUACACAAGGCUCUACACAAGGCUCUACACAGGGCACUACACAGGGCUCUACACAGGGCUAUACACAAGGCUCUACACAAGGCUCUACACAGGGCUCUACACAGGGCUCUACACAGGGCUAUACACAAGGCUCUACACAAGGCUCUACACAGGGCUCUACACAAGGCUCUACACAAGGCUCUACACAGGGCUCCACACAAGGCCCUACACAAGGCUCUACACAAGGCUCUACACAAGGCUCUACACAGGGCUCUACACAAGGCUCUACACAAGGCUCUACACAGGGCUCCACACAAGGCCCUACACAAGGCUCUACACAAGGCUCUACACAGGGCACUACACAGGGCUCUACACAGGGCUAUACACAAGGCUCUACACAAGGCUCUACACAGGGCUCUACACAGGGCUCUACACAGGGCUAUACACAAGGCUCUACACAAGGCUCUACACAGGGCUCUACACAAGGCUCUACACAAGGCUCUACACAAUGCUCUACACAGGGCUCCACACAAGGCCCUACACAAGGCUCUACACAAGGCUCUACACAAGGCUCUACACAGGGCACUACACAAGGCUCUACACAGGGCUCUACACAAGGCUCUACACAAGGCUCUACACAGGGCUCUACACAAGGCUCUACAUAGGGCUCUACACAGGGCUCUACAUAGGGCUCUACAUAGGGCUCUACACAGGGCUCUACAUAGGGCUCUACAUAGGGCUCUACAUAGGGCUCUACACAAGGCUCUACACAAGGCUCUACAGAAGGCGCUACACAAAGCUCUACACAGGGCUCUACAUAGGGCUCUACACAGGACUCUACAUAGGGCUCUACACAAGGUGCUACACAAGGCCCUACACAGGGCUCUACACAAGGCUAUACACAGGGCUCUACACAGGGCUCUACACAGGGCUCUACAUAGGAUUCUACACAAGGCUCUACACAGGGCUCUACAUAGGGCUCUACACAAGGCGCUACACAAGGCUCUACACAAGGCUCUACAGAAGGCGCUACACAAGGCUCUACACAAGGCUCUACACAGGGCUCUACACAGGACUCUACAUAGGGUUCUACACAAGGCUCUACACAAGGCUCUACACAGGGCUCUACAUAGGGCUCUACACAAGGCGCUACACAAGGCCCUACACAGGGCUCUACACAAGGCUCUACACAGGGCUCUACACAAGGCUCUACACAGGGCUCUAGGCUACCAUCUGCUGCUAUUACCCCCCUGCCCUCUCUCAAACCCGUCCGUCACCGCACAAUGA
Messenger RNA from Esox lucius (northern pike), 1551 nucleotides. Its product is annotated as zinc finger protein 724-like. The record is from RefSeq and is a predicted model, not a curated record. The transcript is spliced from 2 exons. Bases 1 to 1551 code for a protein of 516 amino acids. Lineage: Eukaryota; Metazoa; Chordata; Actinopteri; Esociformes; Esocidae.